AUGUCUAUCCAUGAGGUACGAAUAUUUAUUAUUUACACGAUUUUACUCUAUUUAAGUGACACAUUUGCACUUAAAAUUAGUCUAGAUAAAACUUUCUCCAAAUUAUCGCCAUGGAAGUUGAUUGAUUGGCAAAAAUUGUCAAAAAAUCGCGCCGAUGCUGUUACAUCGACACAUCCCUUGAGACAUCCAACGUGGCAAAUAGAAAUAGAAGCUCCUGGCAUUGACUUGCCUAUUAGACUACUACUCAAAUUCCACAGGGAUGGAAAAAUAACUACUUCCAACCCAAAUAUCGCAGGUCACUGGCAAUACGGACCUUACGGUAUCAUCUACUCCCUAAAUACAGUCAAAGGAGAAGUUUAUCACUUUUCUGCUGAAAUAUGCUGGAAUAAUUACGGAGAAUCUGCAUUUUUUCGCAAGGGUGUGAUAUACUCCGAUCGUAAGGGAAGAUUUAAGUUCUUAUUUCGGCCAGUGCAUGGAAAAUUUUCUGGUAAAUCCAUCAAAAACUCAUGA
Messenger RNA from Babesia microti strain RI, 510 nucleotides. Its product is annotated as conserved Plasmodium protein, unknown function. Lineage: Eukaryota; Apicomplexa; Aconoidasida; Piroplasmida; Babesiidae. The transcript is spliced from 2 exons. The record is from RefSeq and is a predicted model, not a curated record. The coding region runs from base 1 to 510 and encodes 169 amino acids.